Lycium barbarum (goji berry) is the source of this 1477-nucleotide messenger RNA. Its product is annotated as putative F-box/kelch-repeat protein At1g12870. The coding region runs from base 133 to 1317 and encodes 394 amino acids. Gene Ontology annotation, molecular function: protein binding. The transcript has 2 exons. The record is from RefSeq and is a predicted model, not a curated record. Lineage: Eukaryota; Viridiplantae; Streptophyta; Magnoliopsida; Solanales; Solanaceae.
CAAAACCAAAAACAAUUUGUAUAGCGAUGGAUUCCUGAACAAAUUAGGGAAGGGAAAAAAACCUAGUCUUUAUUUAGGCCCACUCAAACCCAUCUGAUCUGCAACUUUUUGGAAAUUCGCCAAUCCUAGGUUAUGGCACUUGAAUGCUUCACACAAGUGUUGGGUUCACUAUUUGACAAAAUAUGUAGGGGUGAUGACGACGACCAACUUGCUGAAACUUUUCGAUGGUUGCCUGAUUGUCUCAUCAUUGAUAUCCUGACUAGACUUCCGAUACGUACCCUUGCUAGAUGUCGAAGGGACUGUAGGGAUUUGAGAGCUUUGAUCUCAUCACACUAUUUUACCACAUUACAUCUCAGCAGAGCUAGACCCCUGCUUCUUCUGCAUCAUGAUAAUUUAAGUCCUUCUGGCAAGGGUGACAAACACCUUUAUGUGUCUUUUGCUAACAAGCACAAGUUUACAUAUCCAUACCUUUCUCCCCAACCUGCGCUUAAGUGGGGACCAUACUACUACUCCCCUCAUAUUGUAUACUCUUGUCAAGGAGUUCUUCUGUUUAUGAGUAGUUCUUGGUGGCCUCCUACUAAAUAUUAUGUUUUGAACCCCAUAACACUAGAGGAAGUAUUUGUACGCCAUACAUUUGAACGCGGCCGAUUGUGUGCGCUUUAUUUUUCUCGAGAAUUCAAACUUCUUUAUGCGCAAAUACGAGGCAGUUUCUGUCAGUAUUUAGUAUAUAUAUUCAAGACACGGACUUGGAGGAAAACCCGUUCAUCCGCUAAUUUCAACUUUUUGCCGUAUAGCUCUUCAACAGUUGUUAAUGGAGCAUUGCAUUGGAUCAUUUACGCCGAUUUAGAAAAGAAGGGCCUUACUUAUAGUUGUCAAAAUAACGGAAUCAUUGUUUUUACAAUGGAUAAGGAAGAACUCUCUGUUAAGCCUCAUCCUGGAAGUGUGUGCAACACAGUGAAGGAGCAUAAAAUGAUGACUCUCUUUGUGAAGGAAAACCAUUUGUCUUUUUGUCACUUGCUUUUCCCUGAGCCUGCAGUGGAUAUAUGGAUCUUGGAGGACUAUGAAAUGUGGGCAUGGAACAAAAGGUAUAAGGUUAAGAUUCCUUUUGGGUUCCCUUACGGCGGGGAAGUACCUAUAGACAUGUAUCAGAAGAUAAAGCUUUUCUACAACCAAGACGGUGAACUUCUGUUGUACUUUUUGAACAGCGGCUGUUUGUAUUUUUAUAAUUUAGAUCAUAAAACUGGGACUGUACUCAAUCUGCCAAAUGGGAUACAUGCUUUUGGGGCUUAUAUAAAGAGUGUGCUGCCAAUAGCUUAACUCCUCACUUUAUAAUUCUCAUCCGUCACCUUUCUAAUUUUGGUUUUCUUUAAAGUUAUCUAAUGAUGCUUUUAGUUGAGUUGAUAAUAUUCUACAUAAAGUAUGUUUAAGCAUCUGGACCUUGUAUAAAAAGCCUACUGGCAUUAGCUUUACUUUUUUA